Messenger RNA from Megalopta genalis, 5758 nucleotides. The record is from RefSeq and is a predicted model, not a curated record. NCBI's taxonomy places the organism in Eukaryota, Metazoa, Arthropoda, Insecta, Hymenoptera, Halictidae.
CAUUUUUUAAAUUUUCCUUCGGAUAAAGAAGUCGGAAGAACAUCAUUUUCUAAUCUUUUUUAUCAUUCCUAUCGGUUGCAAACUAAACAACUUUUUGUAUGCUCAUUCCAUGGAAAACUAGUUGGUCGAACGUCUCGAAAAAAUUCCAAUCCUCCGAAGCAAUUUUAAAGGAGUCAUUCCGAUUGAAAAAGCCUUAACUUUGAAUCGCGGUGUUUCAGGAAGGAGCGCGGUCUCGUUCCGAUCAGGCGGAACGCGUGCACGGUUUACUCGCGAAAGAUCGCGCCGAUUAGAGUUCGGGGAAUCAGAGUGCCCGGACAUUUUUGCCGGAUGUUAGGGUAACUUGGCCGCAGGCUCGGCGCAAUCGGCGAAGGACCGGGGAAACGAUGAAAAGGAAAGGAGGCCAUCGCGCCUCCUGCCACAUCAUCGACACCGUCAUCGCUCGCCUGGCCGCCUGCUACGACGAUGAUUCCCCGUAUUCUGUCUCGGCGGCUGCCGGUUUCAGGCGAGAAACCCGCGCCAGCUCGCGACCGACCGCAGCGUUUCAACCGGCGACGCGCCUCUCGUUUUCCCGUCGGCUCGUCAGAGCCGGAUAAUUACUCCGGUUCCCGGGUGUCUUCGUAUUCCAGCGAGAUACGUCGCUCUCUCGUUUCCUACAGGUCUUUUUGGCUUUCGACGGGAGGAGAGGGGGGCCCGACUCGUUUCUGACUCAUAGGACACCUCGAACGAGGUCCACGACCACGUCACAGUAUCCGCGAGUCUCUAGACAAUUUUCUACGAUCCUCGCGCGUUCCCUCUGCCAGGUUUUCCCCGACUCGAGCCGGGCUCCCCGAUCCUUUUCCUUCGAGAUGGCCGGCGAACGGCGAUCGGCCAGUGAAAACGGUACAUUCAAAAAACCCGCGCACGUCCGCCGACGUAACCGACCAUGCGCCGAGAUAACAAGUGUAUAAAUACUCGGCGUGGAAUUUCGAUGACGAAAGUGCCGACGUCGCGGGGAGAUCGUUGCCGAUCGACGAACGCCACCGUGGAGGGACACGUUCCGGCGAUUCGGACGCAGCCCGACAGUGUAAACGGCCGGUAAUUAGACUCAUUGAAAUGCCGGCGAUGAUGCAACGCGGAUCGGCGACGGUCCGCGAGAUUAGCGAGCGAAGGAAUCGAGCGCGAUUUCGACGAUCAGUCGCGCGGAGAAAUUGGUCCGAUCGACGCGCAGCGGCGCAUACCGCAGCGCCUCGUGCACCGAUUACGAUCAAAUGAUUUCGACCGUCGAAUCUGCUCGGGUACCCUUCGAUCUCGAAUCUCGGCCGCGAGUUCUUCCGGUUUCGGCGAUAUUCGUCACAGUGCGCGCAGUUGAAACGUUCGAUCGUCGGAACAAUCGAGUUUUUAACAUGGAACUUUGGUCACAAUGAUUACGAUGCCUCGCGAAGAGAUCUUAUCGCCAACUUGUUUCGUCGCAGCGGUCUUUUAGAGCCGCCGAGCCGAGCGGAGCCGAGCCAAGGGAAAUCGGCCGACGAUGCGCUGAGCUUUAUGGUUCGCAGCGGAGACGCCGGUCGCGCGCGGAGACACCGUGGCAAUGAUCCGCUUCGACGAAUCUCCCGCCGUGAGAUUUUGACCGAGGUGAUAGCAUCGACGAACGAGGAUGAGCCUGCUGCCAACAGCGAACAGGAGCUUCCUCCACGGCGACCGGAGAUCAUUCUCGCCGUCGGAGAAGACGGUCUACGCGACCCUCGACAGUUUGGCGCUGAAGAGAGCCAGGCUGCCUCUGCAGCUGUUGCCGAUCGCCGCCGCAGAGAGGAACGACGCGACCAAUCUAGAUGCUAUCGAAGAAACGUCGUCCGAGUACUUGGAUCGCGAGGCAGAAGAGCAGGAUGCGACGGGCUCAGGAUCAAGGACAACGGAGCCGGAACCGUCGACGGAAAAGCAAUCGAGGACGGCCGAUGCGAGGCCAGACUUUAUCGUCGGACGAGCCGCCGAGCAGAAGAUUGCCUGGAAUCGACCCCUCGAUAACGAUAACAACGAUAAUAACUCUGGGACAAAUGUUGUGGAAACCGAGCACGCAGGACAGUCUUCGGGGCAGGAGAGCAGAAGCAGGUCGAGCUCCAGCGACUACGAGAAGAUCGAGCUGCCGUCUCGCGUCGAGGAAACGUCCCGGGACACGGAGGACAAAGUUUCGGAGAAGGUCGAGGAGAGCUCCGAGGUCAGCCUGGAUGAGGACGUGGUCGUGAAAUCGAUGUUCCCGGACGUGGUCGUGCGAGAGCUGAAAAGCAGAAUCGAAGAGGAGAGGAACGCCGGCGAGAAGAAGAAGAAGAAGCGGUUCACGAGGAACGUGCUGCACCUGGUGCCGGAUUACCUGGCGUCCAAGGGGUCCAAGAGGGCCAAGAGGAAGAAGAUCGCCAGCCUCAGCUCGUCGCUGAGCUCACUGAAGCAGACCAGCCUGGACCCGGGCACCGGCGCCCCCGUCACCGUCGACACCAGGCUCAGGUCGAAGAGCCUGUCCAGGGUGGAGCUCAGGUACCUGAAGAUCUCGUCGCCGACGAACUUCGUUCACGUGGCUUCGGCGACCAGUCCCAGCUUGGUCCGCAACGCGAACGCCGGGAACGAGUUCGGCUCGGAUCUCGCGACAGUGAUCACGCACGAGGAAAAGUGUGCCACGGUGCCGCUGCUCGUGCCCUCCCCGAGGCCACCUAGGACCGAGGAGCACCGCGAAAAUCGGACCCACAGGAUGAACUCGACUCCCAGCCCGGCCAAACGAGCAGCAGGUGCUGACGCGGACGAAGGCGUGGACUUGAGGCACGAGUUUUUGCUGGAGCUGCGAGCACGAUCGGCGGAGAUAUUGGAGCGCGGCCAACUGGUGAAAACCGGCGGGAAUCGGCCCGAAGGGAAAACGUACGAAACAGCACGCGUCAACCACAGUUUUCUCUGGAGCCUUUUAAAGAACAAGAGGGACCAAGAGACCAAGCUCGGCCGCGAGGACGAGGCCGAGGAUCAACCGUACGACGAUGUGGGUCCGCUCGAUUCGAUCGAUCAGGGGCAAGACGAAGAGGCGAAAUACGACGACGUGUUCUCGCCGAAGAGGAACGCCGAGGACCGGCCGAUCUCGACGGACCUCGCCGAGGACAUCUACGACGACGUGGUCUGCCCGGUGAAGCUGUCGUCGACGCUAUGGAGGGACUCGGAGAAGUUCGAGAACGAGGAGUCGGCCCGCGAAGACGACGGCUAUUACCUGUCGAUACCGAAUGCGUAUUCCAGCGUGGAGGCUGACAUGGACGAGAUGUGCGACUGCGAGCAGGGUGUAUACGAUGACGUCGGCCUGCCAACAGAGGAGCAGGUCAACAGCUUGUACGCCGGCUCCUCGACGGGCUCGAUCCUCGGCAAGGAAUCCGAGUGGGAGGACCUGGAAGAGCCGACGACCUCGCCUCUCCGUUCCGCGGCUAAAGACAAUGCCCGGCUGAGAAGCUCCGAGUCCGUGCAGAUCCUCUCGAACAAGAAGAAGUCCGGGCACAAGUGGUCGAGGAGGAUCAGGCGAUCCAAGGUGUUCAGGAAGACCGAGAAGACGUUGCCGGUCGACGACACCAUGACCUACGAUAACGCGUCCGACGACAGCACCUACGAGAGCCUGCGCUCGUUCCAGCCGGACGACUUCAGCUCGGACUCGGAACAGGAACCGGAAACCGUCGAGGCGAGACCACCGGAAAGGAGCGCGGACCUCAGGAUCCCGGAAGAAGCGCUGAGACCGCCGACCAGGCCUAAUCCUCCGCCGCCACGCGAGGCCAGCCUGACGCAGACGUUAGGCAGGAGGAUCAAGAUGCUCCGGAGGACCUGGAGCAUCACCAAGGGUAGCCUCGGACGGAUGCGGAGGAGGACCUCGGCCGGCGACGAGAACAUAUCCGCGGCGGCCCCGCCGAACCCGGCCGAUGAAGGCGGCAGAGAGUCCUGCAACGAGCAUCAGUCUGGUUUCGACGCCGCGAGAUAUUUCGGGCUGGCCAGGCACUUCAAGAGAAACGUCGCCGGAUUGUCGACGUUCUACUUGAACGGCGCAACCUCGAACGGCAACAAUAGCCCGACCACCGAGUCCGGGGAGGACCGGUUUCUUCGCGAGGAGCCGGUCUACGGUAACACCGUAGGACAGUCGGAUCCGUACAGCAUUCUCGCCGAUCAGGAGCCCCUCUAUCAGUUCUACGCGGCCGCGGCCGCCAGGGCUGCGUUCGAUUCGAACUCCGAUUACUACGACGAGGUCGUGGGCCCGGCCCCGCAGUCGGCCACGGACCUGGUCAGGCCGGGGCACAGGACGCUGUGGCACCAGACGCCGCAGGUUGUCGGCACCGAUCUCCUACAACGUUUGACCGCCGAGGAGAAGAAGAUCCAGGAGGCGAAGUUCGAGAUCCUGACCUCGGAGGCCUCGUACCUGAACUCGCUUCGCGUUCUAGAGAACGAGUUCAUGAACGAGGCCUCGAUCAGGGACACGCUGACGUCCGACGAAAAGGAGAAGCUGUUCGGCAGUAUUCCAGGCGUGCUGCAGGCGUCGGAGCGGUUCCUCGCGGAGCUGGAGGCCGUGUGGAGGCAGGACCCGAUGUUGCACGAGCUGCCGGACGUGUUGCUCAAGUACGCCGACAGGUGUUCGGACAGAUACGUGGCUUACUGCUCGAACCAAGUCAGCAUCGACAAUACCUUGAAGCAGUUGAGGACGCGGAAAGGUCAGAGGUUUUUCGAGAUCGUGGCGCAGAUCGAAGCGCGCCCUGCCUGCCACAGUUUGUCACUGCAUUCCUUUCUGAUGCUGCCGAUGCAGCGUAUCACCAGGCUUCCGUUGCUGACGGACGCUGUCCUCUCGAAGCUGUCGAUCGAGCACCCCGACAGACCCCGCUGGGAAACGGUGCUGUCGACUCUGAGCUACGUCGUCGCCGAGUGCAACGAAGGUGCACGCGCCGCGGCGAAAGAGGUGGAGAUGGAGAACUUGGCCAGGAGAUUAGAGUACUCGACGAAAGUGAAACCCAUUCCCCUGAAGGGGAAGCACCUGGUGAAGAGCGGCGCGGUGGUGCAGUUGUUGACGAAGGCUGACGCCGAGUACAAACUUACGUUCGGAAAGAGGUUCAACAAGACGCCGCUCUACCUCCUGUUGCUCACUGAUUACCUUCUAGUCGCAAAAUACAAAACCAGUCCUACUCAAGAGGAGACGUACACCGUGAUAGACAUCUGCAAGAGAAGCUUGAUCGCCUUGGAGUCAGCUCCCGACGACUCUCCGUUCGCCGGACGCAACGCGAUGCUGCUCACUCUUCUGGAGAACCAUUCCGGUCGCCAGGCCGAGUACAUUAUGACCUGCGAGAGCGACACGGAGAGGCAGAGGUGGCUGGAGGCUGUGUCGCCCUCGAGGCCGGGUCUGGUCGGCGAGACCCUGUACGAAGUCUGGGACUGUCCCCAGAUUGUCGCCUUGUACAGCUAUUCUUCGAACCAACCGGACGAGUUGUCGUUGCAUCCAGGAGAUGUGAUAAACGUGCUCAGAAAAAUGUCGGACGGCUGGUUCCACGGUGAGAAAUUGUUGGAUGGCGAACAGGGCUGGUUUCCUGGGAAUUACACAAAGGAAGUCGCCUCGGAGCAUGUUCGAGCGAGGAAUCUCAAGCAACGGCACCGUCUCCUCGCCUUAAACGGCAGCGCGUUGCAACGGAAAGCGAAACAACAGUCUACCUUCUACUGACCGAAUAAAAUGUAAUUAAAUUAUGAACGAUACUAGCGAGUACUUGUAUAAUAAACUCAACUAUACGUAAAUGUA